AUGUCCUUCUUCUCUCCUAAUCCUUCCCACAAUAACCCUCAUUCCAUCACUCCCUUUCUCCAAAACUGUGACCUCCCUCCUCCUCACAAACUCUUCUUCUUCUCCUCUUCAACAUCAUCAUCAUCAUUCAAACAUGAAUGGUUUCAGAGAAUGGCAUCAUCAACACCAUGCAUGUGCAUGGGAGGGGAGAGAAGAAGCACACUGAGAGCAUUGCAGUUGUGUCAAACAAGGGCAAGGGAGGCAGAGAAGAGAAGCAAGAAAAUGGCAGACAUGUUACUGAGAGAGUCAGUGAAGCUUAGUGCUUAUAAGCAUUGGGUCAAGAUGUUGGAGAUUAGAGUUGUGGUGUUGGAGAAUGAGAAUGAGAAUGGGAAGAGGUUGUUGUUUGAACAUGAUGAUGAUGAUGAUGAUGUCGAUGUUUCUUGGUGCUAUGUUUUUGGCUAUAUUUGUUUUUGGGGUUGCAGGGAUGGGGUUCAUGCUUGGAAGAUUGUUUUGAAAAAUCUCUGA
Dioscorea cayenensis subsp. rotundata (Guinea yam) is the source of this 504-nucleotide messenger RNA. RefSeq lists its product as uncharacterized. The transcript has 2 exons. Bases 1 to 504 code for a protein of 167 amino acids. NCBI's taxonomy places the organism in Eukaryota, Viridiplantae, Streptophyta, Magnoliopsida, Dioscoreales, Dioscoreaceae. The record is from RefSeq and is a predicted model, not a curated record.